This is a messenger RNA of Rhinolophus ferrumequinum (greater horseshoe bat), 1435 nucleotides long. It is a transcript of the gene GDF11, whose product is annotated as growth differentiation factor 11. The transcript is spliced from 3 exons. Gene Ontology annotation, cellular component: extracellular region. Gene Ontology annotation, biological process: SMAD protein signal transduction. Bases 33 to 1250 code for a protein of 405 amino acids. The record is from RefSeq and is a predicted model, not a curated record. Lineage: Eukaryota; Metazoa; Chordata; Mammalia; Chiroptera; Rhinolophidae. Gene Ontology annotation, molecular function: cytokine activity; growth factor activity.
GCCCCCCAGUCCUCCCUCCCCUCCCCUCCAGCAUGGUGCUCGCGGCCCCGCUGCUGCUGGGCUUCCUGCUCCUCGCCCUGGAGCUGCGGCCCCGGGGGGAGGCGGCCGAGGGCCCCGCGGCGGCGGCGGCGGCGGCGGCGGCGGCAGCGGGGGCCGGGGGGGAGCGCUCCAGCCGGCCGGCCCCGUCCGUGGUGCCCGAGCCCGACGGCUGCCCAGUGUGCGUGUGGCGGCAGCACAGCCGCGAGCUGCGCCUGGAGAGCAUCAAGUCGCAGAUCCUGAGCAAACUGAGGCUCAAGGAGGCGCCCAACAUUAGCCGCGAGGUGGUGAAGCAGCUGCUGCCCAAGGCGCCGCCGCUGCAGCAGAUCCUGGACCUGCACGACUUCCAGGGCGAUGCGCUGCAGCCCGAAGACUUCCUGGAAGAGGACGAGUACCACGCCACCACCGAAACUGUCAUUAGCAUGGCCCAGGAGACGGACCCUGCGGUGCAGACCGAUGGCAGCCCUCUGUGCUGCCAUUUCCACUUCAGCCCCAAGGUGAUGUUCACAAAGGUACUGAAAGCCCAGCUGUGGGUGUAUCUACGGCCUGUACCCCGCCCAGCCACUGUGUACCUGCAGAUCUUGCGGCUGAAACCCCUGACUGGGGAUGGGACUGCUGGGGGAGGGGGCGCAGGCCGGCGUCACAUCCGCAUCCGUUCACUCAAGAUUGAGCUGCAUUCACGCUCAGGCCACUGGCAGAGCAUUGACUUCAAGCAAGUGCUGCACAGCUGGUUCCGCCAGCCACAGAGCAACUGGGGUGUGGAGAUCAACGCCUUCGACCCCAGUGGCACAGACCUGGCGGUCACCUCCCUGGGGCCCGGAGCUGAGGGGCUGCAUCCUUUCAUGGAGCUUCGAGUCCUAGAGAACACAAAACGGUCCCGGCGGAACCUGGGCCUGGACUGCGAUGAGCACUCAAGUGAGUCCCGCUGCUGCCGAUACCCCCUCACAGUGGACUUUGAGGCUUUCGGCUGGGACUGGAUCAUCGCGCCUAAACGCUACAAGGCGAACUACUGCUCCGGCCAGUGCGAGUACAUGUUCAUGCAAAAGUAUCCACACACCCACUUGGUGCAACAGGCUAACCCAAGAGGCUCUGCUGGGCCCUGCUGUACCCCCACCAAGAUGUCCCCCAUCAACAUGCUCUACUUCAAUGACAAGCAGCAGAUUAUCUACGGCAAGAUCCCGGGCAUGGUGGUGGAUCGCUGUGGCUGCUCCUAAGGUGGGGGUCUGAGGAUACCUCCCCCACAGACCCCACCCCUCGACCCCCAGCCCUGGCCCCCAGCCCCCAGGCCCUGGAGCUCCCUCCACCGCUUCCCAUGAACACCGUACCUUGUUCCCUGCCCAAGCCGCGUGCAAUACAACCGAGGGAGGCAGGUGGGGAUUGAGGGGUGAGGGGUUUGGGG